This is a messenger RNA of Hibiscus syriacus, 2705 nucleotides long. Its product is annotated as F-box/kelch-repeat protein At1g26930-like. Lineage: Eukaryota; Viridiplantae; Streptophyta; Magnoliopsida; Malvales; Malvaceae. The transcript has 2 exons. The record is from RefSeq and is a predicted model, not a curated record. Gene Ontology annotation, molecular function: protein binding. Bases 480 to 2141 code for a protein of 553 amino acids. Gene Ontology annotation, cellular component: nucleus.
UUUAUUUAUUUUGUUUGGGGAGAGAGAAAAGGGAGGGGAGAGAGCAAGUUCUAAGAGAGAUAAAGGGGGCCUCUUGUAGAUUUUGCUCGCAAAGCCAAAACCAAAGCUCCCUCGCUCUGAUUUACAGACAAAAUCCAAAGGACUAGUUAACAGCCUAUAGACAAAGAGAAGGAGAUAAAAAAAAAUUAAACGAAGAAACUGGAGAACGCCAAGAACUGAAACAGCAAAUCAAAGGAACAAGUGAAAAAAAGAAAAGAAAAAGAGUGUGAUAGUAUAUUAAUUGUUUGGCAAAAAGAGAUUCAUUUGAAUUCUUUUUUUCCUUGCCAAUCUUCUCCUUAUCCAAUCAAUAAAUUCGUUAAUCUUGACUGCGUUUAUUUCGGGGUGAAAAUACAACUCUUGGUUGUUACAGUGAUUUGAAAAUUUCCAUUGUUAUUUUGGGAAUUUUUCCCGUCUGAAAUCGGGAGGGGGACAAAAGAGUCAUGUUGAAGGACUGGUGCUGCGAGUCCUGUGUAGUGUUUGCAAGCUCUUGUCAACAAGGAAGAAAGUGGGCUUACAUGUACGAUGGGAAGCGCCCGCUGGAAUUCACUGAUUCAGAUGGUUGUCGGGAAACCAAGUUGUCUAAGCUCUCUUCUGAUGAUUCUUCCAGUGACGACAGUAAUAAUCCCGACACUUCUUCUUCACAAGAUUCAGGUGACCUUGUCUUGCUGGAUUCGCCUGACCAAUUGGAUGAUGGUAGUAAGAGAUCCGAUUCUUCCUCAGAUAUGGAUUCUUCACUUAUCCACCACUGUCCCAUUGGUCUAGGCAAACCGGAUUUGGAUAGCCAAUCAGACAAUGACAGCCUGUCAGAUUCCGUGGUGGAGUUGCUGGAGGAGCAGUCUGAGGAUGUUCACGAGAAUAAUGAUGAUAAUGGCUUCUCUUAUUCUCUAGAGGAAGGUGGUCACCGCAUACAUGUUGGGGGAUCUUCAUCUGACUUGGAUGCAUUAGUUCAACCAAUUGGGCAGGAUAAUGAUGAUAACGGCUUCUUUAAUUCUCCAGAGAAGGAUGGUCACAGCAGACAUGCUGGGGAUUCUCCAUCUGACUCAGAUGCAUUAAUCCAAUCAAUAGGGCGAGAUAACUCCAUCAGUUGUCUGAUUAAGUGCUCGAGGUCUGAUUAUGGUUCCAUUGCCAUGUUGAAUCGGAGUUUUUGUUCCUUGAUCAGGAGUGGAGAGAUCUAUAAGUUGAGGAGGCAGAACGGUGUUGUUGAGCAUUGGGUUUACUUUUCUUGUCACCUCCUUCAAUGGGAGGCAUUUGAUCCUAUUAGACGUAGGUGGAUGCAUUUGCCAAGGAUGCCUCCCAAUGAAUGUUUUACUUUUUCAGACAAGGAAUCAUUGGCCGUGGGAACUGAGUUGCUUGUUUUCGGGAAGGAGGUAACUUCUCAGGUUAUAUAUAGAUAUAGUAUUUUAACAAAUUCAUGGACUUCUGGGACCAGUAUGAAUGCUCCGAGGUGCUUGUUUGGAUCAGCUAGUCUUGGAGAGAUUGCAAUUUUAGCUGGUGGUUGUGAUUCUCAGGGUAAUAUCCUGAGCUCUGCAGAAAUGUACAAUUCUGAGACUCAGAAAUGGGAGACUUUGCCAAGCAUGUAUAAGCCAAGGAAGAUGUGUAGUGGGGUAUUUAUGGAUAAGAAAUUUUAUGUGAUCGGAGGAAUCGGUGGAGUUGGGAAUGAUCUACGGGUUCUCACUUGUGGUGAGGAGUAUGAUUUAGAGACAAAAAAGUGGACUGAAAUUCCUAACAUGUCUCCUGGAAGGAACGGAGAUGCGGCUGAGAUGCCUGCAGCACCUGUGGCACCCCCUCUGGUUGCAGUAGUUAAUAAUGAACUGUAUGCUGCUGAUCAUGCCGACAUGGAGGUAAGGAAGUAUGAUAAGGAAGCAAACUCAUGGUUGACUAUUGGAAGAUUGCCUGAAAGGGCAGUUUCAAUGAAUGGUUGGGGUCUUGCUUUCAGAGCAUGUGGAGAUCGCCUUAUAGUGAUUGGUGGACCUAGGGCUUUGGGUGAAGGUUUUAUUGAACUCAAUUCUUGGGUUCCGAGCGAAGGCCCUCCACAAUGGUAUUUGCUUGCCAGAAAACAGUUGGGUAACUUUGUGUAUAAUUGUGCUGUGAUGGGAUGCUGAGAGAUGGAUUUUGGUGGCAUCUUGUGCAGUUGAACUAUGUUGCACUGCCACCAGGGUUUGCAUGGUUGUUUUUUCCUUCAACACAAAACUUCAAAUUUUACUAGUGGUAAUUUCCCCUUCUUUCGUUUUUACAUCUUUUCCCUUUCGGAUGGGAGAUGAUGGGGAAGAGUUUCAGAUAACUCAAGAUUCAACUGAACGUUUUAUUGAUAGGAUGUCUUGAGUUCAUAUUUCCUUUGCUUCACCUCAUUCAAACUUUCUUCCAUUAAAUUUGUGUCUUCCCCCGUUUUCAGUGACACGAGAACUUGCAAAGGCUGGCUUCAUGUAGCACAGGAAUAGGUUUAAUAAUUUGAAGUACCAACACAUUGGUAGGUUUCCAUUAGAGCUUGCUGAAGUUUUUUUAAGAACACAAAACCAGUCAUAUGAGUUUCUUCUUCCUUAAUUUUCUUGGAAUUGUCUUGUGGGAGGAAAUAAGUUCAGGAGGUGGUUAUCUUUGAUGUUGGCUGAUGUACUGAUUACAUCGAUCAUUACAAUUGAUGAACUAUAUACUCCCAGAAUUUUUCUUAU